ACUAGUGUACAAUUGAAAAUCCGAAUCCGAUUAUAAAUGUACCUGAUUUCAAAGCACUUGAGCCGCGGCGGUAUUGUUUCAGCGCGAUGUUGGCAAGUGGUAUAAGAAAGUCCUCCUGGAACUCUUCAUGGGCAUUCUCUCUGAAAUCUCAAUCUUUCCAAUUGACAAUAUAUAUCAUUACGUAGAUUAUUAACAAAAUGUCUGUCAGAUACGAAUCCUCCAGCUCCGAUGCUUCCCCGCUUGGAGUCCCUCUCAAAUAUGAAUUUUCCGGCAAAGUUGCACAAAAUCGAUUCCUGAAGGGAGCAAUGAGCGAACGUCAAGCAUCAUGGGACCCAAAAGACCUCAAGGCUAGAGGGAUUCCCUCCACGAGCCUCAUCAAUGUCUACAAGAGAUGGGGCGAGGCAGAAUACGGACAGAUCUUGACCGGAAAUAUUAUGAUUGAAUAUGAUCAUUUGGAGGGUAUGGGAAACACAAUUAUUCCACGGGAGGCUCCUUUCGAGGGAGAGAGAUUUGAGAGAUUUGCAGCGAUGGCAAAGGAGGGAAAAGCUCAUGGAAGCUUAAUGGUUGGACAAGUGAGCCAUCCGGGACGCCAAGUCGAGAAUAGAAUACAACCGAGUCCUAUUUCUGCCAGUGACAUUCAAUUAGAAGGUUCGUACAAAUCUCUUUCAAGCUGGCAUUCGUAUGUGUGGCCGAAACUUGUACUGACGAGUAGCUAUUGUAGGAAACUCGAUGGGAAUGUCCUUCAACAAGCCGCGUCCAGCAACCCAAGAAGAUAUCGACAGCAUAGUUGAUAAAUUUGCCCAUGCAGCAGAAUAUCUCGAGAAGGCUGGUUUUGAUGGUAUUCAACUACACGGUGCCCACGGUUACCUCCUCGCCCAAUUCCUUUCGAAAACUACAAAUAAAAGAACAGAUAAGUAUGGAGGGUCGCUUGGGAACCGAUUCCGCAUUGUCCAAGAGAUCGCGGACGAGAUUCAUAAGAGAGUGAAGCCAGACUUCAUCGUCGGUAUCAAGAUGAAUAGUGUUGAAUUCCAAGAAGGCGGGUUUACGCCCGAAGAUGCCAAGGCUGCGUGUCAAGCACUAGAGGGUGCAAGAUUUGAUUACGUUGAGCUCUCUGGUGGAACAUACCAAGAAUCGGGAUUUGUUCACAAGCGCGAAUCGACUAGGAAGAGAGAGAAUUUCUUUCUGGAUUUCGCCGAGGAAAUUGUUAAGCCUUUGACCAAGACCAAGACUUAUGUUACUGGUGGAUUUAAGACUGUGGGUGCUAUGGUUGCUGCGCUGGAUACCGUUGACGGAGUAGGGUUUGGCCGACCUGCUGCUCAAGAGUUCCUACUUCCUAAGGAUAUUUUGGAAGGGAAAAUUUCUAGUGCGAAGAAGUUGGCCAUUUCGGAUGAUCAGUUCUUAUUGACGUUUAUGGCGUCUGGAGUUCAAAUGCGCCAAGUUGGGGACGACUAUGAGCCCGUUGACUUGAGCAUCAAGGAGAAUGUGGAGCUCUUUCUGAAGGAGGUGGGGGCUUUUGGUGCGAAGAUGGCCGCGGAUACGGAGUUGAAAGAGUCUGGGUAUCUCGAGUGGAUACAUAAUAAUCAACCUUUUGGUUCUUCUUGAACGGAUGAUAUGAUAAAUAGCUGUAUAAAUAUGCACGAUGAAUGGAGAUAGGAGUAAAAGAUUAAAAAUCUUAAUGAUUCAGCAAGAGCAGUUCAAACAAAUUAACGUGGCAUUGUCACUUUUUUAGGACGUUGUGAAAUUUUUACAAGUAAGAUUGUCGACUGUGAUGGUACUGUCUUUAUUUCCCAACCCGAGAGUUUCUAUUAAAAAGGUACAUUCAUUCUUAUUACGGACGAUUUCCAUGUCAGAAGGAAAUUUCGUUCUUUGUCAUGCAAACAUAAUA
Sclerotinia trifoliorum is the source of this 1885-nucleotide messenger RNA. The record is from the annotation of a GenBank genome assembly. Lineage: Eukaryota; Fungi; Ascomycota; Leotiomycetes; Helotiales; Sclerotiniaceae.